UACCGAAACAAACUUAGUGACCAACAAAAUCUGCAGAUAAAUCAACAGAGGGAAACGCUGUGUCAGAAGCAAGAAGAAGUCAACGAGAUUGAUAGACGCAUAUCAGAGCUUCAGGAGAGGCUUCACCGGAAACGUCUCCUCAACCAACAAUUAGCUAACCAAAUUACAGUUGCUAACAAUAAACAGAACAACACUUCAAUCAAUCAACACAAUCUAAGAUCGUCACUUUUAUCUGCUAAUCAGCAUCAACAGCAAAAAUACCAUGAGCAUCAAAAGGCCCUACUAUCUAAUUCUGUUAAAGGGUUUAAUAAGCAGCCACUCCAUCGCCCUUUAGAUGGGUAUCCCAUCAUACCUAAUAACACAAAUUGUGUUGAUACGUCGACCGACUCUGAAAAAUCCCUAAAGAAUUAUUCCCCUCCCUCACCUCAAGGUCCUAUGCCAGUGAAUGCAUACCUUAUCACAAGUGCUCAGAAUCAAAAGGCACUAUCAUCCUCUCCAGAUGAACUUUCUUCACAGCUCCAAAAGUCAACUCAAGAACCUCAGCAACCAGAAUUAAGAUUUGGAGCAUCUCAAGAUGAUUUCCACAUGAAGCUUCAGCAUCAGAAGCAAACAGCUCGCUUCUCAUCCCACAAUAACAAUAUGAACUGCAUCAACAACAACAAUAAUAAUAAUCUACCCUCUAGUAUAAACAAUAAUGUCAGCAUGAAGAACAACACUGUGCAGGCAGCAAUUAUGUCAAUGAGUGCUGCAUGUAAUGAAGAAAAAGAUGAAUUCCUAUUAGAAUUUUCAGGGAACAAAUCAGAUCCUAAAUACCAAACAUUGCCCUACAAAUUUUCUCCAAACUCCUUACAAACUUCAACAUCAAUUUUACCUUCCCCAGUGAGCUCAAAAUCUCUUAAGACCGAUUCUGGUAGUAGCUCAGACGAAAACAAUAAAGGGAAUACCAAUACUGGAUCUGCUCGGGGAAUUUUGCCCACUCAGAAUUCUGGGGCAAAAGUUCCCAGCGUAGAUCUUCUAAGUCAGCAUCAUGUUCCCUUUAACAAGAUCAACACAACUAUCCCAUCUUCAAUAGCUAAUGUUCAAUCAAGAGUUUAUGGAGUUUCAUCAAUGGCUCAGAGAGGUCAGCCUGUUGGAGGGGCAGUUUCAUCUUCCUCUAGCAGUAUGAGCAAUAGUUCAAGUCCUACAGUAACUUCAGUGUCAAACACUAACUCAACAACCACCAACCACCAGGUCGGUAUUGUGGCUCCAUGUGGUCCUGAACUGACAACCACAGCAAAUUGGGCCGCACGAGCAGCACUUGGCUCUGUGUCCUCGACUAUCGUUACUGCUGCUCCCACUAACUUCAACCAAGUCCCAGCUCUUUCUACCCCCUCUUCCACUAACAAGGCUUCUUCAAAUCCUGUCCUUACCCCCGUUUUGGCAACAUCAGCUAUUCUGGCCCCUACCAAGUUGGAUUCCUUGUGUCAGUUGACACGGCUGCCAGUUGAAUCAGGAUCUGUUGUGUUGCCUCCUACUCCACUCACUCUGGCUAAUCAGCAGAAGCCUGUAAGCAGUAUAGCCCCAACCUCUGUCCAGCAUCAAAAACCAUCUCCUAUCUAUCAAACAUCAUCAACUAAAAUACACCCUAUUCAACCCCAAGUGUUGAGCUCUACACCUCAAGGAGUUUUAAAGGAAAGAAAAGGAGAUAUCUCACCACCACAGAGCACUUCAACACCUCUUAGCACUCCAGAUGUUACAUCAGAUAGAGGAACUAUUGGAAAGCCAGCACUUCCUCCAAAACCAGCUGUCCCAAUUAAACCAACACCCCCACCAAGGCAAACUCAACAUGUCCCUCCUUACAUGGAAAGCUCACCAGGAUGGCUAACCGACCCUAGAUCUACCAACCCAUCAUGGGGAAGUGAGAAUAGGCCUACUGUUGAAGUUACAUCUGAUGUAGAAAAUAACCCUCUUAGAGCUGGUGUCUCCAUCUCAAUAAGAGGAAUCACGACUCAGCAUUCUCUUAGUCAAACGCAACCUGAAUGUCUGAGUCAGAACUCCAGCAACUACCAUCAAAAUAUUCAACAAAAAGACCCAUCUCUUCAAGAUGCCUUACAAGAAGCUCUCCAAGAUGUUGAUGAAUCUAACAGCUCCACUCUUAGUCCUCCCCCACCACCACCAACAACAGAACCUCCAGAAGAAGUAACAAGCUUCACAUGGAGAGCAAAUAAUGAAAAUCAGUCUUUAAAAAAUAAGCCACUUGGCUCAUCAAAGCAGCAACUGACAUCUGAAAGCUCAAAACAUCAUAAUGCUGGAGUUGGAAACCUAAACACAUUAUCAAUGCUCAACAACAACAUUACCACCAACAUUGGUGGUAACCUGAAUUCUAGCAACCAUAAUAAUAACUCCAUGCACAUGGUGUCUCUUAGUCGCCGAAUUGAAAUGCCGCCAGCUUUUCUAUUUCCUGAAAAUGAAACACCACCAGCUGAUCUCAUUUCUACAAGAGAUGAUAACAGAGCUACAAAUAAUAUUCAUGAAAAUUCCGGUUCACAUGAUGAGACAGAUCGCAUAAUGCCUCUUGGUGCAACUGAUUGUAACUUACCGGAUGAAAAUAAUAAGCAAACGCAUUCUCAUGAUGAUACAAAUAAAUGUGUAUCAAACGUCAAUGAUAUCAUUGAGACUAUGAACAAUUUAAACACAACAGGUCCACAACUUGAUGACAACCAGCCUGUCAUCAAUGAGACCAAAGGGGAAUCAUCGCCUUUACACAUUGUAAGGAGGGCUAAGAAAGGCAACUUAAAAUCAGGGAAAAUGUCAGUGACAGGUUCUGGGUCAAGAAGAGUAAGCUUUGAUCCAUUAGCUCUUUUGCUUGAUGCCUCGUUAGAGGGUGAGCUAGAACUUGUACGGAAGACAGCUGGUCAAGUAUCAAAUCCAAGUGCAGCCAAUGAUGAAGGAAUAACAGCUCUACACAAUGCUAUUUGUGCUGGUCAUUUGGAUAUUGUGAAAUUCCUUGUGGAAUUUGGUUGUGAUGUUAAUGCUCAGGAUAGUGAUGGCUGGACUCCACUGCACUGUGCUGCUUCAUGUAAUAAUCUGGCUAUGGUCCGUUUUCUAGUUGAACAUGGGGCAUGCAUAUUUGCAACUACUCUUUCAGACCAUGAAACAGCUGCUGAAAAAUGUGAAGAGGAUGAAGAAGGAUUUGAUGGCUGUUCUGAAUAUCUUUACAGUGUUCAAGAAAAACUGGGCAUUCUUAACAAUGGGGUUGUCUAUGCAGUAUUUGAUUAUGAAGCCCACAACUCUGAUGAACUUGCCUUCCAUGAGGGGGAUAAAAUGGUUGUCCUCAGGAAAGGUGACGAGUGGGAGCGAGAAUGGUGGUGGUCAAGAUUAAAUGAUCAGGAAGGUUACAUUCCUCGCAAUCUUCUAGGGCUCUAUCCAAGAGUACAUCCUAAGAAGAACUCUGAAUGACAUCUGGAGCUCCUUUCAAGAAAUUAGCCUUGGUAAAUUUGACAGAACUUGUGGUACAUGAAGAGUUUUGUCCUUUGUGAUCGCUUUGAAAUAGAAACUGAUAUUCUUUGGUUUCAAAUACAGAAGCUUAAAACCAAUGGCCUUAUUUUCAAAUAAAAUUUUGAUAUCUAGCAAUAAUUCACAAAUAUUUGUGAAAAAGAUAAGAUGGCAUUUGCAUAAAAUAAAUAUCCAGACUAUGCAGAAAAAAGUUUUAAACUUUUCCUUGCAUAUCAGUCACAAACUCUUGGCCUCAGAAGUUAAUGGGAUCAAAAUUACACUAAGAAAAUCUUUGUUUCAUUUAAUUUAGAAAAAACGUUUUUAUGUUUCUUGUCACCUGUUAUCUAAUAUUUAUAACUUGGGAACAUUCUUAUUGGUUUAAAACUUUAUGAAAUUUUUGGAAUAUUCAUUAUCACUACACAUAUUUAUGAUUGUAAUUUAAAACUGCUGAUAAAACUCCCUUAAGUACAGAGCAUGCUUGAGCUUCUUCAAAAUUCUCAAAUCAUGUCAUUUAAUGACAUCUUGUCAAUAUGGCCUCGCUUCAAGAAUAGCUGUACUUCACCAAAUACACCAGCCAGCUUAACACUCCUCUCUUUCCCAGUAUUUCAUCAACAUAAAUUUUUAAUAGAAUUUUAAUUCUAUCUGUCUGUAGCUCAGAUUGUUGAUCUGAUAUGACCAAAUUUGUGAGAUUUAUGAUAGUAUAUAUGUGUAACAUAGUAUAAAGUGCAAAAUUAAAUUUCCAUAUUUUUUGUAAGCAAUUUGUAUUGAGAUGAAAUUGAAAUACUAUUAGUCUUUUCUCUGAAAUUUAUUCUUGCAGAUUUUUAUUUUGUCUUAUUUUGCAACUACAUGUAGUAGUUUCUUCAAUGGACAGUACAAAGUUUUUUUUCAAUUCAAUCAUUGCACUCUGUAUUCACCGCAUUGAACUUGUAAAGUUAGUUUUUGUCAUGGAAUUGUCAUAUCUUUUCUUGUCAAAGCUUCUGUAAAACGCUAAUAACUUAAAUUUUCAAACUCUUGCCUAUGGUCAAAUGAACCAAUUGAAAAGAGCUGCCAUGCUGUUGCUUAUGUUCUGCCAAAGAAUGACAGUUCUUACUUGUUUUAUAAUUUUAAAAUAUAAACGUGUGAAGAAACUGAUGUGCCUUUAUAAAAAAAAUUAUGUAAAAAGUGUACAUAAGAUGAAUUGAAUACAUGUAUUGAUUUUUAUUGUAAAGUUGUGAAUAAUAAGUUUUCUAUACAAUUUUAUCUUCAAAUAUUAAAUAAGGCUGUUGAUAGUAAGAACUAUAUUUUUACCUAAUAAGAGACUUAAUUCAUACUAGCUGUGCUAGUCAUUCAAUGCUACUUUUUAUGAAUAAGUUGGAGGUAUUUUGUUACUUUCGUAAGAUUGUGGUCUGAUGAUAUUCAGCCUACAAAACUGUCAUUAAAUAUUUAGAUAGUUUGACCGAAUUUGUGAUCCAUCAUUCAAAAAGAUAAAUUACAUAAAAUGGUAAUGACAGGUGCCCGUCCUGAGGGCAAAACCCAGUAUCUUAAGGUGAGAACGAAUAGUGUAAAAUUAAACAUAUCACACUCUGUGACAAUGCUCAUUA
This is a messenger RNA of Frankliniella occidentalis (western flower thrips), 5054 nucleotides long. RefSeq names its product apoptosis-stimulating of p53 protein 1 (gene ASPP). Gene Ontology annotation, cellular component: nucleus. Gene Ontology annotation, molecular function: p53 binding. Gene Ontology annotation, biological process: regulation of apoptotic process. The record is from RefSeq and is a predicted model, not a curated record. Lineage: Eukaryota; Metazoa; Arthropoda; Insecta; Thysanoptera; Thripidae.